GAUAGACUCCAAGUGACCCACGCGCAGUCAUGGCGGACGCUCGAUCGCCCGUGCUGGAGCCCGGCGCCGACCUCAAGCACCUCGAGUCCAUGCUUGACGACAAAAACCAGAAGAAACGCAACAAGAGCAAAAAGUUCGACGAAGCUUACGAAGGUAAACUCGAAGGCUGGUCUCCCGUCGACGAGCCCAUGGAGAAGCUCACGUUGAACCCCGUGGACGACCCGAAGAAACUCUCCAAGGCCGAGAGGAAGAAACUCGCCGCCGAGGCCUUCGCCAAGGCCGGGGGCGUCCCCAAGCGCGAGAAACUGUCGAAAGCCGAGCGUCGCGCCCAGCAGGAAGCCAACAGGCAGAAGAAAGAGGCCACGACGGCGCCCACUAAGCCCAAAAAGACGGAGACGGCAGCGCCGACGCCCACGAACGUGCGUCUGCAGUACGACGACGCCAAGCGCAUGGCCCGACGCUCCAAGGCGGCUGUGGUGGUGCGCACGCAGGCUCAGAAACAGGUGGAGAUGUUCUCCCACUUGCCUCAAUACGAGCGCGAGAGCUCCUUGUCCCUCAACGUGGGUUUCUCCAAUAAGGAGGAAGUCCACGCGGCCGUCUUGGCGCUCGGUCUCAAGUACGCAGAGGGCAAAAUCUCGGGCGGGAAUGCGCGCUGUAUCGCAAUGAUUACCGCCUUUCAGCAAGUGAUCGACGACUAUGUGACGCCGCCUGAUAAACAACUGCGGCGCGACCUGGACAAACGUCUGCGUCCGUUAAUUCAGUACCUUAUCGACUGCCGGCCGCACGGGAUCGGCAUGGGCAACGCCAUCCGCCGUCUUCGUCGCGUGAUUGGCUCGACGCCGCCCGAACUGAGCGACGAGGAAGCCAAGCGCCGGAUCCGAGAAGAGAUGGACGACUACGUGCAGAGCCGCGUGUUGCUGGCGUCUCGCGCGGUGGUCAAGAACGCGCAGUCCAAGAUCCGCAAAGGAGACGUCAUCCUGACGUACGCGCGCGCCAAUGUGGUGGAGGAAUUGCUGCUGGAGACCGCCGCCUCGUCGCCCGAGGUCGCGGCCACGCUGCGGGUCAUCGUCGUGGACUCGCGUCCGCACUUCGAAGGCAGGAAGAUGGUCGGUGCGCUCGCGAGUGCUGGACUGCAGUGCUCGUACCUGCAGAUCAACGCCCUGUCGUACAUUAUGCGCGAGGUCACCAAGGUGUUCUUGGGCGCGGCCGCCUUUAUGAGCAACGGCGUGGCUGUGGCGCGCGUGGGUACGGCGCUGGUGGCCAUGACGGCGCACGAAGCCAAUGUCCCUGUGCUGUUCUGCUGCGAGACGUACAAGUUCUCGGACCGCGUGCAGCUGGACGCCAUCACGCACAACGAACUGGGAGACCCGGACGAGCUGGUGUCUUCGUACUGCAUCGACAAGCUGCACGCUCGACGUCGCACAGGCGGCAGCGCGGCGGGGAACGCUAUUAGCGGCGUCUCGAGCAGCCACGUCUUGUCGGACUGGCGCGAUCUGGCCGACCUGAAGCUGCUGAACCUCGUGUACGACGUGACUCCGAUCGACUACGUGUCUAUGGUGGUCACGGAGCUGGGGAUGAUCCCUCCGACGUCCAUCCCUGCGGUGCUGCGUGAGUAUUCUCGUGAUGGCGUCGUGGAUGGGGCGUUGUAG
Messenger RNA from Phytophthora infestans T30-4, 1649 nucleotides. Its product is annotated as translation initiation factor eIF-2B subunit delta, putative. Bases 30 to 1649 code for a protein of 539 amino acids. The transcript has 3 exons. The record is from RefSeq and is a predicted model, not a curated record. NCBI's taxonomy places the organism in Eukaryota, Oomycota, Peronosporomycetes, Peronosporales, Peronosporaceae.